Messenger RNA from Monopterus albus (swamp eel), 3708 nucleotides. RefSeq names its product splicing factor SWAP (gene sfswap). The record is from RefSeq and is a predicted model, not a curated record. The coding region runs from base 200 to 3022 and encodes 940 amino acids. Gene Ontology annotation, biological process: mRNA 5'-splice site recognition; RNA processing. Lineage: Eukaryota; Metazoa; Chordata; Actinopteri; Synbranchiformes; Synbranchidae. Gene Ontology annotation, molecular function: RNA binding. The transcript is spliced from 19 exons.
CACCGGAACUACAAUAGUAUUUACAUGCUUUCCAACAUGGCGACUGAUGGCACGUAGGAUUUAGUUUUUUUAGCAAAACAUCACGGAUUAUUGUACCAUUUGGACCGACUGCAAGCUAUUUGGUUCAUAGAAAACCAUCACCGUGUGAUCAUUAGUAUCCUGCUUUGCAAGCUAAUUUCUUUUCACGAUUAAAUGGGAGAUGUAUCGUCGCGGAGCGGCAAAGAAAGACCACAACAACAAACCGGUGAAGAAGGAUGUGAGUGACAGUGACAAAUACGCGGACCUCUUGGUGUUUGGAUACGCCUGCAAACUGUUCCGAGACGACGAAAGGGCUCUUUAUCACGAACAUGGAAAACAUCUUAUCCCAUGGAUGGGGGACAAGAGCUUCAUGAUUGAUAGAUACGAUGGGCGUGGUCACUUACAUGACCUUUCAGAGUAUGACAGCGGGUCAUGGAACACAUCCUACCAGCUGUCGGAGGAAGAAGCCAGGAUUGAGGCACUGUGUGAUGAGGAGAGGUACCUGGCUCUACACACUGACCUGCUGGAAGAAGAGGCUAGACAAGAAGAGGAGUACAAACGUCUGAGUGAGGCUCUGGCUGAUGAAGGCUCCUACAAUGCAGUAGGCUUCAAAUACACUGCUGACUAUUAUGACCCCUCUCAGCCAACUGAGGAGGAAGAUGCUAACAGGGAAUCUGAAGAGGCAGAGCCUGAGGAGAGUGAGGAACCAUUCGUCGCUCCCGCAGGGCUGGUUAUCCCACCUGAUGUAGAGCUGCCAGCAACCAUCAAGACCCAUAACAUCAUUGAGAGGACAGCCAAAUUUGUGAGUCAACAAGGGGCUCAGUUUGAGAUAGUGCUGAAAGCUAAGCAGUCCGGUAACUCUCAGUUUGACUUCCUUCGCUUUGACCAUUACCUGAACCCUUACUACAAGCACAUCCUUCGGGCCAUGAAGGAAGGCCGAUACAGCCUUGUCUCUACAAAUAAGGAAGAGCCCGCGCAAGAGUCGCAAUCUGAUUCAGAUGAGGAUGGGGAUGGUAACUACCUCCAUCCCAGCCUCUUUGCCCCAAAAAAGAGCUCUCGCCUGGAGGAGCUGAUGAAGCCACUUAAAGUAAUGGACCCAGACCAUCCUCUGGCAGUACUUGUACAAAAAGCCCAACAGGAAAGAAAUGGCACUGCAGGAAUGACGCCCAAACCAGAGGAAGUGACAGCCCCAUCUGUACCCAGCACACCAAUACAAUACAGUGCUGAACCAAUAUACUAUGGGUACUAUAUGCUUCCUGAUGGAACGUACUGCAUGGCCCCACCACCCCCAGGGAUAGAUGCCAGCUCCUAUUAUAACAGUUUGCCCUCAGCUGUUAUUGCUCCUCCUCCUACAUCUUCUGGGACUUUGCCUCAUUUGGGGACCACACCUGCCCCUGCUGGAACUAUUGCCAUGGCACCACCAGAUACAGCCCCCUCUCAAGUCACCAGUUCUGCUGUUCCAGAGAGUGUACCGGCAACCAGUUCAAAAGUGGAGGCUCAGGUUUCUGCACCAGCAGCACCAGCCAUCGUUCCCCCAGCGCCAGACAUCCAGCCAGUCAUAGACAAGUUGGCAGAAUACGUUGCUAGGAACGGUGUAAAGUUUGAGGCCAGUGUUCGUGCCAAGAAUGAUCCACGGUUUGACUUUCUGCAGUCUUGGCAUCAGUACAAUGCCUAUUAUGAGUUUAAGAAGAAUUACUACAUGCAGAAGGAAGAAAAAGCAUUUCCAGAGAGUGGGACGAUAGAUGAUGACAAGCUUCAGUCUGACAAGUCUGACAAGGACUCCAAGCUGACUAAAGCCUCAUUUGCCCCCAUCUGUUUUGCCAUCAAGGCAAAGGAAAAUGACAUGUUGCCACUGGAAAAGAACAGAGUUCGAUUGGACGAUGACUCGGACGAGGACAAGCUAUUGGAGGGGGACGGGCUGGAAGCUGCACUGGGUGGAGCUGAGAUAGUUAACAAGGAACCCCCUCCGGCCAUUGCACCAGAAGAGAAGAGACCAGUCCUCAGUUUGGAGGAGUUGGAAGCAAAACAAGGCUUGUGCAUGCUUCAGGCUCAUGGUGUGAGCGGUACCGGAGUGAAAUUGCAGCGGGACAUGGGCCGACGCUCCCUCCUUUUUAAAAAAGCCGCUCGGUGCUCUGUCCACAAUCCCCCUCCUCCUGCUCCCCCGCUCGCCCACGCUCCGUUCCGCUCACAUGCUCUGAUUGUGUCACUGUCUGGGAAACUAGAGGAUCGUCUAGCAGCUGCAGCCAGGGAGAAGUUGGCCCAGGCUUCUAAGGAGUCCAAGGAGAAACAGCUACAGGCAGAGAGGAAGCGAAAGGCAGCGCUCUUCCUACAGACCCUCCGCAGCCCCUUCACUGGAGAGCCUGAAGCCAAGAGAGCGGAGCUGGACUCAUCUGCACAACUUGAGAUGCAAGAAGCUCUCUCUGUUCUGUCUGACCUUCCACCUUCUCAAGCGUUCUCUGCACCAUCUGCAUAUUUGCAUGAUCAAAGGCCCACCAUGGAGAACCAAGGAGCUUAUCGCAGCAAGGAGGCUCCAUCCUCCUCAUCCUAUUACCCUAACUCCAGAGGAUCAGAUAGAGACAAAGACAGGGACAGAGAGAGAGGCAGAGAUCGAGACAGAGACAGGAUCAAAGGGAGGGACAAAGACAAAAAGAAGAAAAAACACAAGAGGAGGUCAAAAUCGAGGUCACGGUCAAGGUCCAAGAGCAGACAUUCCCUUCCCAGUGCCUACAGGAGAGCCCGCAGGUCCCGAUCCCGUUCGCGCUCCUCAGGGAGAAGAAACAGGAGGGGAACCUCAUCAGACAGGAAACGUGAGGAGAGAGAUCGGGAGCGCCAUCAUCCCAGCAGCAGCUCCAGCAUGAGAUCCAGGGAUGGUUCUCAGGAGAAAGACAAGGCAGUGUCCUCAUCCAUAAUAUCUUCUGUUCAGUCCAAAAUAACUCAGGAUCUGAUGGCCAAAGUGCGAGCCAUGCUUGCCACCUCCAAGACCUUCCAAGCUCCCAACUCCUAAAGAAGGCAUGUCCUUGUUCUAGCUACAAAAACCUGUCAGCAAGCAGCAUUCUCCAAUUUCCUGGAGAUUCAUCUGGCCUGGAUCUGAUUCAGCGCCCUGUGUUUAUUCUUGAUUUAUUUUUUCAUCUUAAUCUGAGCAACAGAUUCAGUUUGGCUACAUUGUCUUCUGCAGCAUUGUAAGAGUGUAAAGGCACUCAUUAGGCUCAAAUGUUUGAUUUCACACCUGACCCGAGAAAAUGGCUCAUCAGCUGGAGAUAACGUUGAAAGUUUUGGUGCGUCAAAAUUAUAAAUACUCUAAAUGUUCUUUUGUAUCCAGUUUUAAGACACGCUAGUCGUCUCCCACAUGUUGACUGUUAUUCUUUGCAGCAUCACCUAAAGCUGCUGGAGGUCUGUAUUCUCUCCUUCUGUGAAGGGUUGUUAUGAUAACUGCAUUUCUCUCAUCCCUCAUCUGCUAUCCUCUGCUGUUGCGUUCCUUCUGAUUUCUUCCCCCAGCAGUCUUUUCUCUCUAACACCUCAACCAGUAAUUUCAGAAGCUGUUUUAAUUUUAUUUUUUUUUAACCUCAUCCCUCAGCUCUACUGAGUGGCUUUGUAAUUCUGCUUCUGUUUUGUACUGCAAUGGGUUAAUCUGAUGCAGAACUAAUUUCUAAUCCAAAUUGUCAAUAAAGUUUCAGUUAUAAUUUACUUAAA